This is a messenger RNA of Capsicum annuum, 841 nucleotides long. RefSeq names its product HVA22-like protein f. Lineage: Eukaryota; Viridiplantae; Streptophyta; Magnoliopsida; Solanales; Solanaceae. The record is from RefSeq and is a predicted model, not a curated record. The transcript has 5 exons. Bases 68 to 541 code for a protein of 157 amino acids.
CUUUCAUCUUCUAUACACACACAAAUUUUAUCUCUCAUUUAAAAAAAUAAAGAGGCAAAAAAGAAGUAUGGGUGCUGCUGGAACUAUUGCUAAAAGUUUGAAUGCAUUAAUGGGCCCUGGAGUGAUGCUUCUUUAUCCUUUGUAUUCUUCUAUGAGAGCAAUUGAAAGUCCUUCACCAUUAGAUGAUCAACAAUGGCUAACUUAUUGGGUUCUCUAUUCAUUCAUAACUCUAUUUGAGUUAUCUUGCUGGAAAAUUCUCCAAUGGUUACCAUUUUGGCCAUACAUCAAACUUAUAUGUUGUAUGUGGUUGGUGCUACCAAUUUUCAAUGGAGCAGCUUAUAUACAUGAGAAUUUUAUAAGAAAACACGUCAAAGUUGUUAGUCAUGUAAGUUCAAAUUACACACAAAAUCAAAGAAAAGCACUCCAAAUGAUGAGUCUUGAUGCAAGAAAAUCUGUUGAAAGAUACAUAGAGAAGUAUGGUCCUGAUGCCUUUGACAAGGUGGUCAAAGCGGCGGAGAGAGAAGCAAAGAAACACUCGUGAGGAAAACGAUUCCAUCAAAAUCAUAUUCAGCGUAAUUUUACGAGUGAGACAGGAGGAAAAAUGUAUUAGUGAAGGACUCUAUCAAUGUGUAUUUUGAAUUUCUUAACUCUUCCAUAUAAAUGAAACAUUUGCAUUCCAAAUAGGUUAAUUACACUCGUGAGGAAAACUAUUCCAUCAAAAUCAUAUUCAGCGUAAUUUCACGAGUGAGACAGGAGGAAAAAUGUAUUAGUGAAGGACUCUAUCAAUGUGUAUUUUGAAUUUCUUAACUCUUCCAUAUAAAUGAAACAUUUGCAUUCCAAA